Molecule: messenger RNA, 1673 nt
Organism: Syngnathus acus (greater pipefish)
Lineage: Eukaryota; Metazoa; Chordata; Actinopteri; Syngnathiformes; Syngnathidae
Gene: hdhd3
Product: haloacid dehalogenase-like hydrolase domain containing 3
Exons: 3
Coding region: 54-896 (280 amino acids)
Source: RefSeq, a predicted model, not a curated record
GUACCGGAUGUUGGCGUUGUUUUAUUUAUUUUUUCCCCUUGCGGUACGACUGAAUGUGUUCUCGCGAUAUCUGGUUUACAAACGUAAAUUGUCACAUGUUUGCGGAGUGUAUGUGUAAGCUAAUUUUUUUGCACAAGGUUCACAGCAGAUACCCACGUGCGAUGCGUGGUCCUCUACGAUGGGUGCUGUGGGAUGUGAAAGACACCCUGCUGAGGGUGCGUUCCUCUGUGGGUGAGCAGUACUGCGACGAGGCCAGAAGAAUGGGUCUGAGCCUCACGCCUACCGAGGUGGAGUCUGCUUUCCGCCAGGCGUAUCGACAUUAUUCCAGCCAGUUCCCAAACUACGGCAUCGCUCGGGGCCUGGAUGGAAAGUCUUGGUGGAAGGCGGUGGUGAAGGCCACCUUCUCUCAGUGCAGAGUGCAGGACCCGGCCUUGCUUAAUACAAUGGCACUCAACCUCUACCAGAACUUCAGCAAUGCAGAGAACUGGGAGGUAUUUCCAGAUUCAAAGUCUGCUCUGGAGAGCUGCUCCUCACUAGGACUGCAACUAGGAGUGGUUUCCAACUUUGACAACCGCCUUGAAGCCAUAUUAGGUGCUUGCGGGCUGCUUUCGCACUUCAACUUUCUGGUGACAUCAGAGGCAGCAGGUGUUGAGAAGCCCCAUGCGGCCAUCUUUGAACAGGCCCUGCGCAAGUGCGCCGUACCCCCUACCAGCAUAGCUCACGUCGGGGACCAUUACGUGAACGAUUAUUUGGCAUCUCGUUCAGCCGGAAUACACGGCAUUCUUUUGGACCGAAGUAAUAACUCCGGGCGACAUGAUGUUCCUAAAGAGCAUUGGCUCUCAUCGCUCGAUGAGUUGCCAGCACGACUUAAGCAACACAUGGAUGAAUGCUCCUAAUUAUUUUGGAUUGUUUUUUUUUCCCAGUCAGAAUAUUGUGUUUGGAGUAGUAAAGCCACAUAUGGAUCAGAAUGUAAAAAACAUUUUGACUUCCCCUUCAUUUAUGGUACUCUACAAAACCAAAGGACAUGCAUACUGCAGCUAACAUGCUUUUACAAUUUAGCAGUGAGAGCGAGGCAGUUUCUUAACCCUUUGAAAAUACUCUUAUUUGAAGCCAUCUGGUCCAAGGCAGAUAGUGGUGGACUGGGAGGAUCAAACAGGGCCCAAAGAGGAAUCGCGUUGAAAAGAUCAGAAUGGCUGCGCGAUUCAACACAGAGCCUCUUAAGGGGAAACGGGAUUUACACAAGUCCAAGAUCUGAUUUAAGGAGGUCAAAAGAGAUGUGUCAGGGUUGACUCCAACAAGCCUCCACGUCGAACAUUGAAAUGUGACGACCAACGCGCUCUGCGCUUCAUGUUAAUUUGUUUUCAACCUCUAAUUUCACCUCUUGAUGUUUGGACAUUAACUCGUAUUGUAGCUCUGUUAGAAGAGCUUCUUAAUCCAAAGCUGCUUUCGAAGCUCAGCCAGACGGCUCUAAAAAGCUGCGCAGAAAUCCAAUUGUGUCAUAAUGGGAUCGUAAAAAGAGGGGGAAAGCCCAUGAGAGCAGAAAGACGGGACACACUUUGCUUUGAGGGAGCAUGCCAGCAGAAUUGUUUUUUUUUUUACUCAACAAAACAGGAAGAAAGAAGUAUUAAUGGCUGACAAGCAACUUAGUAUUAUUUUCUAACAGAAAUAUAUUU